AAUCUUUUCGGUGCGAGUGUGUGAAUAUGUCGUCGGGCUAGCAGCAGACUCGUAGGCGUUCAUGAAAUUGUGCAUUGUUAAACUGUACUCAUCGCGUACAGUGCGGAAUUUUCUAAAACCGGAAAUGCAGGAUGCAUAAGUUCCAUCGUAAGAAAAUUAUCUAGCGACGACAAAAAGUGAAAAGAACGGCACCAUAUGUAAAUGUGCGGGCGUAUACUUGGGCGGAGAUAACGUUGUGUAAUAUAUACCUAGCUAUUUACUUAGCUAGUGAAUUGAUCGAGCCAGGGGUUGAUUGUUUUAAGUAGACCAAACAAAGGAUGGAUUCAUCGAUGGAGGCGGCAUCGAAUCUGCAGCCGUUGGGAACAGAAGUCUUCAGUAAAGUGGCAGAUGAUAAGUGUAAGACGGAGGAGCUUCUUAGUACCGAAAAGCUGUACAAAUCAAUAGAAAACAUGGACGACUACGGCGAAUCGACGGGUUUGCUGGAACAGCAGGUAGCCUCCGUCCGGUUGCCCAUCAUCGGCAUGACCUGCCAGUCGUGCGUGAAGAACAUCGAAGGAAACAUCGGCAGCAAGCACGGUAUUAUCAAGAUCAGCGUUAUUCUAGCCGAAAAUGCUGGCUACAUAGACUACGAUCCAACGCUGACCGAUCCGGCCCAGAUUGCGUCCGACAUCGAUGAUAUGGGUUUUGAAUGCACCUACAGUGAUGACGAACGGAGAACGAUGAAGGAUGAAGGCAACGAUGUGUUAUUAGCUCGAAUAAGCAUACAUGGAAUGACGUGCCAAUCCUGUGUGAGGAACAUCGAGGGCAACAUGCAGGGUAAAGCCGGCAUUGUGUCGGUUAAAGUAAUGCUAGAGCAAAAGUUAGGGUUGAUAGAAUACGAUAGAAAUGUGACGAACCCCGAGCGAAUAGCAGAACAAAUUGACGACAUGGGAUUUGAGGCGAAAGUAGCUAACGAGGAGAGUGAAUAUCAAAAGACUGACAAUAACCAAAGCGUCGUCAACAACCGGUUGGCCCGUUCGGAGAAGUUAAUUUCGAUCGAUGAGGACCUCACUUUUUCGAACGGGGCCACCAACGGUAAGCAGGUGCAGCUGAAGGAAAAUUUCAAACGGUGCUUCCUUCACGUACAGGGCAUGACGUGCGCCAGUUGUGUAUCGGCAAUUGAAAAGCACUGUAAGAAAAUCUACGGAGUAGAAUCGAUUCUCAUAGCGCUUUUGGCCGCGAAAGCAGAGGUCAAAUACGACGCAGCGUUGACCGGACCCGAAGAUAUUGCCAAAUCGAUCACGGAUCUAGGCUUUCCGACUGAAAUCAUAGACGAACCUGGGACAGGGGAAGCCGAGGUUGAGAUCGAAAUCCUCGGGAUGACGUGCAGCUCCUGUGUGAAUAAAAUUGAGCAGACUGUUUUAAAAAUUCCGGGAGUUCUGAAAGCGUCCGUCGCGUUAACCCUUAAGCGAGGACGUUUCUCGUUCAACAACGAAAAGACUGGAGCAAGAACGAUAUGCGAAGCGAUUCAGGAUUUAGGCUUUCAAGCUACUGUUCUCUCAAACAAGGACAAAAUGGCUCACAGCUAUCUUGAGCAUAAGGAGGAAAUUCGUAAGUGGCGCAAUGCGUUCCUCAUCUCACUCGCUUUCGGAGGUCCCUGUAUGGUGGCCAUGAUCUAUUUUAUGGUUCUGAUGGAAACGCACAGUCACGAGGAAAUGUGCUGUGUCAUUCCUGGGCUGUCGUUGGAAAAUCUCAUCAUGUUCGUUCUUUCGACGCCGGUACAAUUUUUCGGCGGAUGGCACUUUUACAUUCAAGCCUACCGGGCGGUGAAACACGGAGCCAGUAAUAUGGACGUGCUUAUAACCAUGGCUACCACCGUCAGCUACAUCUACUCGGUUGCCGUUCUAAUCCCCGCGAUGGUGAUGGGAUCGAAAACUUCCCCAUUAACGUUCUUCGAUACGCCUCCAAUGUUGUUCAUUUUUAUUUCACUCGGUCGCUGGUUGGAGCAUAUCGCCAAGGGUAAAACUUCGGAAGCCCUUUCGAAACUAUUGUCACUGAAGGCUACCGAAGCGGUACUGGUAACGCUUGGCGAAGACUACGAGGUCCUAUCGGAGAAGCUCAUCUCGGUGGAUUUGGUGCAGCGGGGUGAUACGUUGAAGGUGGUUCCCGGCAGCAAGGUGCCCGUUGAUGGAAAGGUUCUCUGCGGUAACUCCACCUGUGACGAAAGUCUCAUCACCGGUGAAUCCAUGCCAGUGCCAAAGAAGAAGAACUCCGCGGUAAUCGGUGGCUCCAUCAAUCAGAACGGGCUGUUGCUUAUGAUCGCUACGCAUACCGGUGAGAACACCACACUUGCGCAGAUCGUCAAACUGGUAGAGGAAGCGCAAACCUCUAAGGCACCGAUCCAGCAGUUGGCGGAUAAAAUUGCCGGUUACUUUGUACCCUUCGUGGUGGCCGUUUCUUGCGUCACGCUGCUCGGAUGGACUAUAAGCGGAUUCAUCGACAUCAACCACAUUCCCAUGUCGGACGCUGCCAAGGAGGGGCUAAACCGACAGGAAAUUAUCUUCAGUUAUGCCUUCCGAUGUGCGCUCAGUGUGCUGGCGAUUGCGUGCCCAUGUGCACUGGGUUUAGCUACCCCUACGGCGGUUAUGGUUUCCACCGGGGUCGGGGCUCUGCACGGUAUUUUGGUUAAAGGAGCGGGACCACUUGAAAAUGCGCACAAAGUUAAAACAGUCGUUUUCGAUAAGACUGGUACCGUUACGUACGGGAUGCCGAUGACUUCCAGAAUCUGCAUGUUUGUGAAGCCUAAGGUUUGCUCACUUGCACGCGCUUUGUGUAUAUUAGGUUCAGCGGAGGUAAACAGUGAACAUCCGAUCGCAGCAGCCGUGGUCAAGUUUGUGAAGGAAGUACUAGAGGUUGAUGCUUUCGGAAAGUGUACAAACUUUAUGGCUGUACCGGGCUGCGGAAUCCGUUGUGUGAUUUCUAAUGUCGAUGGUAUCCUGAACCAAGGUCUACGCUCCGAAAAAAUCAAAAAUUAUCUAAACUCCUACAAAAGUGACUCCAAUAUGCUAAGUUUUGUUAAUGGUGCGGUAAUAGAAGAACUCAUACCACCGUUGAGUCCAUCGCAGAAGAACACGAUCGAACUGCAGCAGCUGUUACAGGUGGAAACCAUUGAUACUGAACCCAACGUAGAAGCUUUCUCGCGAGUGCACGAAUUCAACGUACUGAUCGGCAAUCGAGAAUGGAUGAAUCGGAAUGCAAUCAUCGUUCCGCCGGAAAUCCACAUUAAAAUGACCGAAGAGGAACAGAUGGGAAACACUGCAAUACUCUGUGCGAUAAAUAGUCAACUGAUCUGCAUGGUAUCCGUUUCGGACAUGGUUAAACCGGAGGCACAUUUGGCGGUUUACACGUUGAAAAAAAUGGGCAUCGAGGUUAUCCUGCUUACCGGGGAUAAUAAGAACACGGCGGGAAACAUCGCCCGUCAGGUCGGUAUCAACCGAGUUUUUGCGGAGGUUCUUCCAUCACACAAAGUAGCCAAAAUCCAACGACUGCAGGAGAAUGGGAUGCGCGUGGCAAUGGUUGGCGAUGGCGUGAACGAUAGUCCGGCGUUGGCGCAGGCGGACGUUGGUAUAUCGAUUGCUUCCGGAACGGAUGUAGCUGCCGAGGCGGCGGAUGUUGUGCUUAUGAGGAACGACCUGUUAGAUGUGGUGGCCUGUCUGGAUUUGUCACGGAAGACUGUUCGAAAGAUUCACCUAAACUUCCUGUUUGCCAGUAUGUACAAUUUGCUUGGAAUUCCUCUGGCAGCUGGAGUAUUUACGCCAUUUGGAUUUAUCUUGGAGCCCUGGAUGGCUUCUGCAGCAAUGGCCCUCAGUUCGGUUUCGGUGGUGUGCUCCUCGCUGAUGCUGAAACUGUACAAAAAGCCCACGAAAGCUGCCCUCCAAACGUCCGAAUAUGUAGCGCUGGUUGAAGCGGGAGCACUUCUCGAUCCGGAAACGGUUUCCGUACACCGCGGACUAGACGAUAUUCCACGACCCAACUUUGGGCGUUCCACCAGCUCCACGCUGGCCAAUUUUUUCAGAGCACCUAUUAAUACCUAGUAGCAUCGACUAACAUUUACGAUUUCAAAAGUUGAAUUCACUUAGAUGGUAAGGCAGUUAUUAACCACUUUUAAGUUCCUUUAACGGUUAAGUAGAAGAUAGAUAACGUAGUCGAUACUACCAAAAAGAGUAUUCGACUUAUUUACUGAAAGUGUGUUCUUAUGUAGGUUCACUUAUAGUUUAGGCUUCUAAUGACCGUCACUUCACUACUACAAGCGUAUUACUGUAUUUGUUUUUGUAACAUUUUAUAGAAUAUUUUAACAAAUAUAUUAAACAUGUUACUCAUAUAACUCCAGAUCAUUUAAACAAAAUGUAAGUUGGGGGCGGAGCCAAUGAUUUUUAUGUGGGAAUUAGAAACCUAAUCAUCUUAACAAUUGCGUUUAUGCUACCUCGAAUAGUGGUUGUUUUCAGAACCAAUCGAUACUUUUUCGAAUUUCAUGCAACCUCCAUUUUUGUUGGAAAGGCACAAAAACGUAUAUUUAAUAUAAUAUUUAUUGGAUUACUUUUUUAGUAGCUUGUCAGAGAAUUUACAUACACGAUUCUUGCAACCUUGAAAUACUCUGUAAAACCACAAAAGAAACUACAUAUAGAUUAACCGAAAAAUCACAUUACGGCAACUCAUUUUUACUAUCCAGUUAUCGUACUAAAAUAUUCAACACUGUUAAAGCUGGCUCCUCCCCCUAGGUCAUCACAUAACACCAGACCUCCCAAACGAACAUCGUACACAAUGUUCGCUCCGGUUCUGUGGUCAUAUUAAACUCAUAUUAAACGAACUCGAACACGUUAUUUCGUACCAAAACACGUGCACAUGUUCACCUACACAACCGAACCCCAUGUACGUACACGGUGUGCACAUACAUAGGUUCGUGGCACCAGUUUUCUCUUUCUCACUCGCAUCAUCACUAGCGUUGACUCUUUUCGCCUUGUGCGAAUCGUUCUCGUGUACGCACCCGGUGUAGGUACACGGAUGUUUGAACUACAGUUUAUCCAUCGUUCGCUUCGGUUCGAUGUUCGAGGUGAACCUGCACAUCGCGACGAAGCAUGUUGAACGCGUGCACGAAAUUUUGCAGACAGGUACAAACUUGUCGAUGUUCAUGGGAAGUCUGCAUAACACAUUGAGAAACACUGCCCUGCGAAUGCACUCAACUAAAUCUAUUAUAAGUAGUAUCUAGCAUGUUUGGUUUCCUGUUCUGCACACUGAUUGCAACUCUAGCGUAAAAAGGUAUCUUCCUCCGCUUAUACAGCUUUCCAUAAGC
Molecule: messenger RNA, 5329 nt
Organism: Topomyia yanbarensis
Lineage: Eukaryota; Metazoa; Arthropoda; Insecta; Diptera; Culicidae
Gene: ATP7
Product: copper-transporting ATPase 2
Exons: 8
Coding region: 318-4073 (1251 amino acids)
Biological process (GO): copper ion homeostasis; monoatomic cation transport
Cellular component (GO): trans-Golgi network; membrane; perinuclear region of cytoplasm
Molecular function (GO): P-type divalent copper transporter activity; copper ion binding; ATP binding
Source: RefSeq, a predicted model, not a curated record